Messenger RNA from Mangifera indica (mango), 1070 nucleotides. RefSeq lists its product as uncharacterized. The transcript has a single exon. The record is from RefSeq and is a predicted model, not a curated record. NCBI's taxonomy places the organism in Eukaryota, Viridiplantae, Streptophyta, Magnoliopsida, Sapindales, Anacardiaceae. Bases 216 to 863 code for a protein of 215 amino acids.
UUUAUUCCAAAAACCAGCGGGACCCCCUAAUUCAUAACUACCCCGCUAACUUUCCUAAAUUACAGUUCACCUACCGCCUCUCGCUCUCCCCAGUCCCUACCUAUAAAUACCCUCCGUUCCGUUCUAUUAGGUUUGCCAAAUCAGUCUCCACAGCCGCACUUAAAAAUUCAAAACAAGAAAAAAUAAUCGUGUCUAGUGAGUGUGCUUAAAUUAAAAUGGCGUCGUCAACGUCAUCAAGGAACAAAUCGAACGGUCCAGAUCUGCAUAGCUUUCGGAGACCACAACUAUCGUCCUCCGUUUCUUCAACCUCUUCGAGUUUCUACUCCUGCUCCUCUUCCACGUUCUUCGGACGUGCCACUUCUCCCACACCUGUCAGCCUUUAUGGACACAGGCACUCCAAUCACAACGACCGCCACGUGUCACGUCGAUCCUCGCCAUCGGUUCGGUUUUCUCUCGAUAACCGUCCUAUAUCUCCCAACCGUUCGAUCUCAUUCACCAGACAGAUCGACAAAAGCAACAGCAAUGCGAAGGUAUUCAACACUUCUAAGAGGACCUGCGCUUGUUCGCCGACGACGCACCCUGGCUCUUUCCGGUGUGCUCUUCAUAAGAGAGCGAACAACUAUCAAAAUAACAAAACGAAGUUCUCGUCGUCGUACCACACGAGUAGUACACUGAACUACAGGAGGUCAGCGAUGACGAACUCGCUCGUGAGAAUCGGAGGAGUGGAAGGAGAGUUGGUCAAAAGAGCAUUGUCUGCUCUAAUAAGGCCGUCAUCUCACCACCAGCGCCGCAGAGCCGCUUUUGAGCCGAGACCGAGUCGGUUCUACUUAAUGUCAAAAGCCGAAAAUUCAGAAAAUUUAUGAAUGUUUAAUCAGGAUUUGAGUUUGUUGAAUGAUUAAGCCGGUUAGGGAGACGAGUGGACUCAGUUCGUUAACUGUAAAGCCGAGUCACAAUUUUUUUUUAUUUUCAAUUUUGAUCUGUUUAGUUGUUUUAGGGAAGAUUUGCCAGGAAGAGUGCGGUUUUUGUGUAAAAAGUUGAGGAAGAACUAUUAUAGAGAGAAGUUAAAUAAC